UAUUAUUAUAAAGACAUGAUAUCUGAUUCAAAACAUUCAGUUUGUAUUUGGCGCCAUGGAAUUUGAAUUUAACAUCAUAUGCUUCCUGCUUCUGCACCAGCGCUUUUUUUAUGAGGGCAGGUUACACUGCUAAUAAUUGUAACAGUUAUUGUAACGUUUCUAACAAUUGACACUGCAAUUGUUUCGAAUUUUGUAUUGAUUUCAAUAUUCGUCAGCUAAAAUGAGUUUAGCAAUUAGUUGUAGAUCAUUCGGUGCAGCAAUAAAGAAUGUUUACAUGCUUGGAGGUUAUGUAAAAUGCAAUUCCACAACUGUUGUAGAGAAUUACAAACUUAAAUGGGAACGUCCAAAAAAAGUUCCUUUCUCAGAUCCUAAACAAAGUGGAGAUUUAGGAUUAGAUAUAACUGCAAAACCCAAUGAAUUUAAAUUGCGUUUUGAGAAAUCAAAAGAAUUACAAGAUGCAGAUGAUAUAGUGAAAAAGAUGUUUACUUUGGAGUUUCAACGAAAGAAAGAAACUAAUAGGCUAAAGAACAACAAAGUAAUGGCUUUAGUAAAGCGACACGUCUGUGACGGAGGUUCUACAGAAGUUAAAAUUGCAGGAAUGACUAGUGCAAUACAUGAUCUUCAAAAUUACGUGAAGGAACAACCAAGAAAUGGACAAGCUAAAACAACCCUCAAAGAAUUAAUUGAGAAAAGAGCAAAGUACCUUAGGCAUUUACGCUCUUGGGAUUAUCCACGAUAUGAGUGGGUCCUUGAACAACUGAACCUUGUGCAUAAAAAUCUGCCACAGAAACUUGGACCAGUAACAAGAAAAACAUCAUUGAGGAAGGUGACAGAGGAGUUUUGCAAUGAUAUUAUUCAGAAGAAAAUUGAUGCUUUCAAAGUUGAAUUAAAAGAAGAGCAGAAGAAAUUCUAUGUCGAAAAGGCCGAAAAAUUAGCAUUCAUUUUGAAGGAAGAAAUAGAAUGUGGUCUAAAACCAACGGUAACGGAAGAACAGAUCGAGGAUUGCCGAAAAAAGGCGGAACUGUUAAAUAAAGCCGAGGAAAGUCAUGAUAAUGAAUAAAUAAAUUUUCUUAAAAUUGA
Molecule: messenger RNA, 1080 nt
Organism: Megachile rotundata (alfalfa leafcutting bee)
Lineage: Eukaryota; Metazoa; Arthropoda; Insecta; Hymenoptera; Megachilidae
Gene: bonsai
Product: 28S ribosomal protein S15, mitochondrial
Biological process (GO): mitochondrial translation
Cellular component (GO): mitochondrial small ribosomal subunit; ribosome
Molecular function (GO): RNA binding; structural constituent of ribosome
Source: RefSeq, a predicted model, not a curated record